AUGGGUUUGAGAGUACUAGCAACCUUUUCUCUUCUAGUUUUGGUCCAUCUCAUCAAUCUUGCUUCUUCAUAUCCUAUUAAGAACAACUUGCCUUCAGAGUUUGUGCAGAAAAGCAAGUUAGAAGAUAAGGCAAUAAAUGGAAGUAAGAUGGAAGGAGGUGGUACUCAUGGAGGAGGAGGUCAUGGUGGCCAAUCACACGGAGGAGGAGCAGUUAUACCUGUUUAUGCAGCUGGGGCUGCAAACAAAAAUCACAACCAUCGUGGUGCUGCCAACUGCAACCUCAACAAAAUCAAUUUUUCCUCCACGUUUAUGAUGAUAUUUAUCUAUCCUCUCAUGCUGCUUUGUUAG
Vicia faba (fava bean) is the source of this 348-nucleotide messenger RNA. The record is from the annotation of a GenBank genome assembly. NCBI's taxonomy places the organism in Eukaryota, Viridiplantae, Streptophyta, Magnoliopsida, Fabales, Fabaceae.